Messenger RNA from Triticum turgidum subsp. durum (durum wheat), 507 nucleotides. The record is from the annotation of a GenBank genome assembly. Lineage: Eukaryota; Viridiplantae; Streptophyta; Magnoliopsida; Poales; Poaceae.
AUGGUUGCGUGCGCCGAAGGUAUAGGUGUGCCCCAUGGCUCUGGAAUGUUCAGGCAAGCGCUGCAUGCUGUCUCAUACUUGAGCGAGGACAAGCUCGCUGCCAAAGUGGACUACUUGAAGAAGACAUUUAGGUGGUCAGAUACGGAGGUCCGCAUUGCUGUGUUCAAGAGGCCGGUUGUGCUGAGGAGGUCAAAGGACACGCUGCAGCGCAUGUCAGAGUUCCUUAUCUCUGAGGUGGGGUUGGAACCAGCACGCAUUGCUCACUUGCCGGUUAUGCUCGGUCUUAGCCUGGAGGGCCGGCUCAGGCCCCGGUACUAUGUUAUGAGGUUUCUUAGGGAAAAUGGAUUGCUCAAGCGCAACCAAAGCUACUAUACAAUUGUUAAAUGGACUGAGAAAGAGUUCUUGGACAAGUUCAUAUGCCCUCACAAGGACGCUGCACCAUACCUUGCUGAAGACUAUGCAAGCGCUUGCAGAGGGGAAGUGCCUGCGAGAUUCAUAUUUGCAUGA